This is a messenger RNA of Chara braunii, 1723 nucleotides long. NCBI's taxonomy places the organism in Eukaryota, Viridiplantae, Streptophyta, Charophyceae, Charales, Characeae. The record is from the annotation of a GenBank genome assembly.
GGUGAGUUGCAGCUAAACGAUUUCCUAUAUGACAACUUUGACUGCGGACAGCAGUGGGUGUUGGGUGGCCAGCAACUCAGGGGGGGGACGCCAGCCAGCCAGGACGACGUAAGAAGGGAUCCUCGGUGGGGUUGGGUGCCAUCUGCAAUCCCAUUUGGAUACGGCCGUUAAGAUGCAAAUGCGUGAUAUGAAGGGCAAUGUGUGGAGCGCGCAUUACGUGAACGGCAUGUUUUCCUUCCGUCAUUUGGACAGAGAAGCGAUUGCAGACGAAAAGGAGGCGGUGACAUUCCGGCCACGCGAUGCACACAUCUUCGACCCGCCACUUGGCAAUCCUGUCGAGUUGGCCCUGGCUGAAGGAACGGUGUUUGGUGGUGAGAAGAGUAUCACAUAUGUCCACGUAAGGGGGAAAGAAGCCACAUUUGAUGGCAUCUGUAUGGACGUAUGGGACCAUGUGGCAAUAAGGAAGGAUGUGGUUGCAGCCAGUAACAUUGCGGCCCAUGUGAUUCAAGAAGGGCAGUUGUACCAGCAUGUGGGUCGUGACAUGUACGGGUACCAUGUGAAUUGGUUAUUGGUGGUGGUGACACGUGUCUCCGUUUGCAAUCCUCAUGUGAAGGACCAGGGAUUGCUGGAGGAACACGCGCAGCGUUGCUGGGAGAAGAUAAGGGAGGAAGAACAGCCGAUGGUGUGCAUGGGAUAUGACUCCCAUAAUGACCAGGCGAUGUGGUCGAUCGUGGAAGACUUGUGCACUGAGCAAGCGCGGCCCUCGACAGAUAUAAUACACAUACACAAAAGCACAACCAUCAUGUCGAUGCCAGCGGCGCAGGCAAGGACAACUCUUAAAGAGGUGAUGCAAUACGCGGAGGAGGACAUCCACUACGAUGACGACGGGGAACUCCGACUACUCACGGAGAGAGUGCCGAGUUACUUCGAUGUCAGAGUGAACAUUCGUGCAAGCAUCGCUGCGAACGGAGAGGAGUCGCUCAGAUCACGGAUGCUAUUUGCACGGUUCACUGAGGCGCAUGAUUUGCGUGUAGAUAACACUGCUGAUAGCAGUGCAUACAGUUUGAGAAAAGUGGUUGGUUGGAUGUGCACAAAAGGGAUGUCCGAUGAAGGCGACGUGGAUAUGACAAAGCAGCAGAAGGGUGGAACAUACGUGCCAACCGAUUUGAAGCAGACGCUGAUGACACAGGCGAAGAAAUGGGGAAUGCUUGUUGAAGGUUCUAAGGACGAGAUGAAGAGCGGUGCGGCAGAAAUUUUAGUACUCUCGCGUUUGAAGGACAUACCGCAAGCUCCCCCGCAAGACUUCCAAGAACUUCCAGUAAUUAUUGCAAACGAGGUGGAGUAUGUUUUACUCGACCAACUGGUGGAUUUCAUGAAAAAAAAACCUGACGAUCGGAAUGUCAUACAUGAGGCAUUGCAUGAUGUGACAGAGCAAGCACUGACGGGCAAGGACCUCAUUACGUACAGGGUGCGGAGUGUGGACGAUGAUGUCGUAUAUGGUACUCCAUUGUGGGAUGAAAUAUUCAUGGCAGUUUUGCAUCGCCUCAGCAUUGCGACUUCUGAGGUGGAUAGAAAUAGGUUAAGGAAAGAAGGAUGGAAGUUGGUGGUCAGGGAAGCAGAUGUUGCACUUCAUGCAGCAGAUGGACACGCCACGCUUCAGCAGGCGAAGAAAUUGUGAGAACAACCUCCAUCGUGCGUUCUCCAAUAAACACAAUAUCGACGG